CGCCGCCAAGAACUUUCCCUGGAGCCUCGGCGGCCUUGGCGCCCCGGUGCUGUCGCUCCCGGUCGCCCGCAGGUCCUCCGACGCCCGGCUUUUCAAGACGUUCUGCAGGAGCGGCGUUCGGUCCCCGUGGCAGGGCGUUCGGGAGAGGAGAGCUUGAACUUGGCCAUCUCCGCGGGAUGAGUUCGGGGACCGUCAGACGGAAGCCGCGGCCCGCGACAAGCUGACCUCCCCCUCUCCCCCGGCUGGUUUCGGUCGCCGCCCCCGUCUUCAGAAAAGGAGCCGCAGCCGCAGGAUGCGGGGGGACACGCUGCUCCCGGCGCCUAGUUCCGCGGGCGCUUCCCGGGUGGCUCCCGGCCCCUGAAGCUCCGGGGCGCGCUCGCCCUCCCGCCUCCGCUCUCCGAGCUUCUCGGGGUGCCCUCGGCUCGACUGCAGGACCCCAGAGCUCGCCCCCACCCUGGGCCCCACCCAGACCCGCGCCUCUCGCCCUCUACACGGCGCGCACAAUAAAUUAAUGCUUCGCGCUUGAGGGGAGGAGGCGGCGGCGGGCACCGCGGUCGCAGCUCUCGCCUGGCUGGAGACGCUUUCAGCCGACAUGGGCUGUUUCUGCGCCGUUCCGGAAGAAUUUUACUGCGAAGUUUUGCUCCUGGACGAGUCCAAGCUCACCCUCACCACCCAGCAGCAGGGCAUCAAGAAGUCAACAAAAGGUUCCGUUGUCCUUGACCAUGUUUUCCGUCACAUAAACCUUGUGGAGAUAGAUUAUUUUGGGCUGCGAUACUGUGACAGAAGCCAUCAGACAUACUGGCUGGAUCCAGCAAAAACUCUCGCGGAGCACAAGGAGCUGAUCAACACUGGACCUCCAUAUACUUUGUAUUUUGGUAUUAAAUUCUAUGCUGAAGAUCCCUGUAAACUCAAAGAAGAAAUAACCAGAUAUCAGUUUUUCUUACAGGUGAAGCAAGAUGCCCUUCAGGGCCGGCUGCCCUGUCCUGUCAACAUUGCUGCUCAGCUGGGAGCAUAUGCCAUCCAGGCCGAACUUGGAGAUCACGACCCAUAUAAGCAUACUGCAGGGUAUGUGUCGGAGUACCGGUUUGUUCCUGACCAGAAGGAAGAGCUGGAAGAAGCCAUCGAAAGGAUUCAUAAGACUCUAAUGGGUCAGGCUCCUUCUGAAGCCGAGCUGAAUUACUUGAGGACUGCUAAAUCCCUGGAGAUGUAUGGUGUUGACCUCCAUCCUGUCUAUGGAGAAAAUAAGUCUGAGUAUUUCUUAGGACUAACUCCAGUGGGUGUUGUUGUCUAUAAGAAUAAAAAGCAAGUGGGGAAGUAUUUCUGGCCCCGGAUUACCAAGGUGCACUUCAAGGAAACCCAGUUCGAACUCAGAGUCCUGGGAAAAGAUUGUAACGAAACCUCGUUCUUUUUUGAAGCUCGCAGCAAAACUGCUUGCCGGCAUCUCUGGAAGUGCAGCGUAGAGCAUCACACAUUUUUCAGAAUGCCAGAAACGGAGUCAAAUUCAUUGUCAAGAAAACUCAGCAAAUUUGGGUCCAUAAGUUAUAAGCAUCGGUACAGUGGCAGGACAGCUUUGCAGAUGAGCCGAGAUCUUUCUAUCCAACUUCCCCGGCCCAAUCAGAACGUGGCAAGAAGUCGAAGCAAGACUUAUCCCAAGAGGGUAGCGCAAACUCAGCCAGCUGGAUCAAACAACAUAAACCGGAUAACUGCAAACAUGGAAAAUGGGGAGACUGAAGGAACAACUAAAAUUAUUGCACCUUCUCCAGUGAAAAGUUUUAAGAAAGCAAAGAGUGAGAACAGCCCUGAUCCCCAAAGAAGCAAAUCUCAUGCGCCAUGGGAAGAAAACGGACCCCAGAGCGGCCUCUACAACUCUCCCAGUGACCGUACUAGGUCACCAAAGUUUCCCUGUACCCGCCAGCGUAACCUCUCCUGCGGCAGUGAUAAUGACUCUGCGCAGCCAAUGAGGCGGAGGAAAGCUCAUAACAGUGGUGAAGACUCAGAUCUAAAGCAGAGGAGGAGGUCCCGCUCCCGCUGUAACACCAGCAGUGGCAGUGAGUCAGAAAAUUCUAACCGCGAGCACCGGAAAAAGAGAAACAGAAUACGGCAGGAGAAUGACAUGGUUGACUCAGCGCCUCAGUGGGAAGCUGUAUUAAGGAGACAGAAGGAAAAAAACCAAGCGGAUCCUAACAACAGGCGAUCCAGACACAGAUCUCGCUCAAGAAGUCCCGAUAUCCAAGCGAAAGAGGAGCUGUGGAAACAUAUCCAGAAGGAACUUGUGGACCCAUCUGGAUUGUCGGAAGAGCAGCUGAAAGAGAUCCCAUACACUAAAGUAGAGACUCAGGGUGACCCCGUCCGCAUCAGGCACUCGCAUUCUCCGAGGAGUUACAGGCAGUACCGCAGAUCCCAGUGUUCGGACGGAGAGCGGUCUGUUCUCUCGGAAGUGAACUCAAAAACGGAUCUUGUACCACCACUUCCAGUGACCCGUUCCUCAGACGCUCAGGGGUCUGGUGGCUCCACAGUUCAUCAGAGAAGAAAUGGGUCUAAAGACAGCUUGAUUGAAGAAAAACCUCAGUUAUCUACAAUCAAUCUGACUGGAAAACACACAGUAAAAACAAUAAAAACUAUCCAGGCUGCCCGCCUCAAGACCGAGACUUGACCCAGAGUGGAAAUGCUGUGUGCCCCUGCUACUUUCGAAACUGUGAAUUAGAUACUACCCACAUAUCUUGGACAUGUCUUUAGCACAAGAAAAUAAGCAUUUAAGGUUUAUGUCCAGCAUUUUUGUGCUGUGGGGCCUUUUGACUGGAAGGACUUUAUGAACUCACUGGAUGUCAGUCUUUCCCAAAACCCCUCCGACUCUGUGCAUCUCAUCUCCAGCACAGCCAGGACCAGAUGGCUCCGAUGAAGUCCCUGGACUCCUGGCCUGCAGACUGGCCUGACUUUUAUCCCCAUGAAGCUGUUUGUAAUAUUGUACUUUGUGGCAUUAAGUCCCAAUUGUUAUUUACAAAUAUUGUAAAAAGCUGUUAAGUGUUUAUUUGAA
Peromyscus eremicus (cactus mouse) is the source of this 3034-nucleotide messenger RNA. RefSeq names its product erythrocyte membrane protein band 4.1 like 4A (gene Epb41l4a). The transcript has 24 exons. Gene Ontology annotation, molecular function: cytoskeletal protein binding. Lineage: Eukaryota; Metazoa; Chordata; Mammalia; Rodentia; Cricetidae. Bases 593 to 2653 code for a protein of 686 amino acids. The record is from RefSeq and is a predicted model, not a curated record. Gene Ontology annotation, cellular component: cytoskeleton.